AUGGGGGCAAUACAAGCCACAAUCUUUGCACUCUGUAUUGAGAAGGAUUGGAGCCAAUGGAAGUUGGGCUGGAAUAUUAGGCUUCUAACUUCAGCUUUUUCGGGAAUUGUGGUCUCUGGAUUAGUUUUAAUUGUCACUGCUUGGUGUGUAAGGCUUAGAGGUCCAUUGUAUGCAUUGGUUUUCAGCCCUUUGUCACUUGUUAUAGUGGCUAUUUUUGCUUCCAUGAUGUUGGAUGAAAACCUAUAUGUAGGAAGUGUAAUUGGAGGGGUGCUAAUUGUGUGUGGCUUGUACAUGGUGCUGUGGGGUAAAAGCAAAGAAAUGAAAAUGACCCCUCAGUUAGUGUCAUCAGACAAAGAAAAUUUUGAACCCAGUACUGUGGUUGUAGUCAUUGCUACACUGGAUUAUGACAAUAGUGACUAUGACAACAAUAACCACACAUGA
Messenger RNA from Glycine soja, 441 nucleotides. RefSeq names its product WAT1-related protein At1g68170-like. Bases 1 to 441 code for a protein of 146 amino acids. Gene Ontology annotation, cellular component: plasma membrane. The record is from RefSeq and is a predicted model, not a curated record. Lineage: Eukaryota; Viridiplantae; Streptophyta; Magnoliopsida; Fabales; Fabaceae. Gene Ontology annotation, molecular function: transmembrane transporter activity. The transcript has 3 exons.